Messenger RNA from Parathielavia appendiculata, 1980 nucleotides. RefSeq names its product putative transcription factor. Gene Ontology annotation, biological process: regulation of DNA-templated transcription; nucleotide-excision repair. Gene Ontology annotation, cellular component: transcription factor TFIIH holo complex; transcription factor TFIIH core complex. Bases 269 to 1600 code for a protein of 443 amino acids. The transcript has a single exon. Lineage: Eukaryota; Fungi; Ascomycota; Sordariomycetes; Sordariales; Chaetomiaceae. The record is from RefSeq and is a predicted model, not a curated record.
CAUCGAAACUCGGACACACGCGACAAGGCAGCGUGCGACUGCCAGGGAACAAAACCGCACACUCCGCCCUUCAUCAAGUGGGAAGCACAGUCUCAGCUCAAUCAUGAGCUGACUCUAUCCGGGCAAACCAGCUACUUAUGUUAUUCUGAGCAACUGGAAGAGUUGACGACAGAUUUAUGACAUUGACUCUCCCGGCACGGAUGCUGCCAAAUCGCUGCGCCGAGAACGGAUCGUCACCCGCGGCAAGCCACAGGCUGAAGGUCUCAAGAUGAGUGUCCAAGAUGUUGUUGACGCGUCGGAACACUACGAGGUGUACAACACCGACGACAUCCCAUCCCUCCUCACCAUCAUCAUCGACACCAACCCCCGCGCAUGGGCUGCCGUCGCCGAUGUUCUCCCCAUCUCCAAAUUGAUAGCCAACAUCCUCGUUUCCGUCAAUGCACACCUUGCCUUCAGCAACUCGAACCGAGUUGCCCUCAUUGCCGCGCAUACCAAUCGAGCAGUCUGGCUCUACCCGCCCCCGCCAAAGCCAACAAAGCAGGCGCCUGCGCACUCGCGAGAUGUCGACAUGAAAGAUGCUGGCAACGGCAGCACCAGCAGUAAUGCCCCCCCGAACCACACCUCCUCCUCAGCCAACAAAUACCCGCAGUUCGCCCAAAUAGAGAAUUCCCUGCUCGUCUCUCUCCGAGCCCUCAUUGACGAGACCACCGCCACCGAUCUCUCAACGACAACUACGCAAAUAUCGGGCGCCCUCACUCUUGCCCUCGCCCACAUCAACCGAACUGCCCUCUCCUUCACCACCUCCUCAACCGCAACGCACGCCGCCACCUCGACGGGCAGUUCCAUGACAGCAGGCACCACCGUCGGUCCGACGCCCGUGGCCAACACAUCGACCAGCUCGGGCCUGGCGGGUCUGCACGCGCGCAUCCUGGUCCUCUCGGUCAGCGACAGCGCCCCGGCGCAGUACAUCCCCACCAUGAACGCCGUCUUCGCGGCCGCGCACGCCCGCAUCGCCAUCGACACCCUCUCCCUGCGCGGCAGUGCCACUUUCCUCGAGCAGGCCUCCUUCAUCACCCGCGGCACCUUCAUCCGCGCCGCCGAGCCGCGCGGCCUCCUGCAGUACCUCAUGCUCGGCUUCGGCAGCGGCUCCGCCCCGUCCAACCCGGCCGGUGGCGCCCCGACCUCGGCCGCCACCUCCAGCUCCGGCGCCGCCGCAGGCGCCUCCAAACCCGCCACGUCGAGGACAGCCGGGGGGGGGAAAAUAUCCAAGCUCGGCCUCGGCGCGAGCGUCGCGGACCUGCUCGUCACUCCCAGCGCUGAUGCAGUCGACUUCCGCGCCGCCUGCUUCUGCCACCGUAACGUCGUCGACACGGGCUUCGUGUGCUCCGUCUGCCUGAGCAUCUUUUGCGAGGUGCCCCCCGGCGGCGAAUGUCUGACGUGCGGCACGGUGCUGGCGCUGGGAAAGUACGGAAAGAGGCCUGUCGUUGCUGCUCUCACCGCUCACAAUAAUGCGGGUGGUGGUAGUAGUGGUAGUGGUGGUGCGUCAACGGACGCGGGGAGGAAGGAGAAGCGCAAGUUGGGGGUUAACGGGGAGGCUUGACUUUGAAUGAAUGAAGUAGUCUACAGGCUAUCGGGAAGAAGGAGGGAGAUGGAACCAGGGUGGGACUAGGAAUGCAUGGCCUUGAUUUUCUUUGCAUGUACUUGCAUCAACCAGCGUCAUUGGCAAGGAAAAAGGGAUAUUCAAAUCGUCAGGGGCGGCGUGGCGUUUGGCACGGGGAGGUGUUGGUUUUGCUGCAAGUCAUUUUAUACAACGAUACUCCACAAACCUAUCAGCAAAAGCUGCCUCUCUUACACAGAACAGAUUACGAUGAGAAAUGCUUCAGGACAUCCGGAUCCCGAGGCAGACAGAAGCAAUGUAGUCUAUUGGUGUUUCCUGAGGUAUUCUGAUAGCGACGAUCGACAACGAGCAGUGGCAUUUUA